This is a messenger RNA of Perognathus longimembris pacificus (Pacific pocket mouse), 7641 nucleotides long. RefSeq names its product nuclear receptor subfamily 2 group C member 2 (gene Nr2c2). Gene Ontology annotation, biological process: positive regulation of transcription by RNA polymerase II; cell differentiation; positive regulation of embryonic development. The record is from RefSeq and is a predicted model, not a curated record. NCBI's taxonomy places the organism in Eukaryota, Metazoa, Chordata, Mammalia, Rodentia, Heteromyidae. The transcript has 16 exons. Gene Ontology annotation, molecular function: RNA polymerase II cis-regulatory region sequence-specific DNA binding; zinc ion binding; nuclear receptor activity. The coding region runs from base 1275 to 3161 and encodes 628 amino acids.
AACCCCUAGUACUGCCAAAACAAAAAGUCAUUUGAGAUAAUUCAUGAAAUUGGUAGGGGUGUUUAUCCUACCAGAGACAAGAUUUAUUAUAAUGCUGCUAUAAUAAGAGAAUGACAGUGGCAAAAAAAAAAAAGAUAGGCCAGUAGUGGAAUACAAUAGAUACCCUAAAAUUAUAUUCACACUAUAGAGAAACUUGGAUUUGUGACAGAUGCGACAUUGCAGAUCAGUGAGGAGGGAAAAGUGCAAGAUGUGAAAGAAAAUAGUGAUAAAGCUACCAUUAUUAUAAUCUUGCUGUUCAUCAAAAAUUAUCCUAAACAUGAGCCAUACAAUGAGAUGAUAACCUACAUAAGCAACGUACAAUUAGUACCCAGAUAGCUUACUUUUUUUUUUUUUUUAAGAUAGCUGGGUUUACCACUUAUCUUUAACUUAAUAUCUGUAGUUACUGGCUAUUAGAAUUAUUUUGGGACUCCAAACCUUAUCUGUAAGGCUUGAUUAGUCCUGCAAAUUUGAAGUGAAUCUGACUAGGGGACAAGCACUUGCUUAUUAGCAUGUACAAGACUCUGGGUUUAAUUCUAAGUACCACACACCCCAAAAUGAACAAAACCAUAAAGUAAAUGAUUACAGCAACCUUUCUGGGUUACUGAGCCUCAAACUCGGUCAUCUAUAAAAUUCACUUCAGCUCAAACCUUGAAAGGACUUAGUAAAUGUCUGAGUACCAUAUCCUUAUAAACACACUGUCUUUUGUCUUUCUUUCUUUCUUGGUGAUGUUUGUUUUUCAACCCAUGACUGAGGCCCUUAGCACUUGGGUAGGGGUUAGCUCCUCAUAUCACCGUUAGUAGAGUUUCUGAUAGCAAUCUUGUGCUCUAUCCAAAGUUGAUCUCAUACCAUUCUCAGAUAGCUAGCUACUUUCUUACUCAGUGUACUGUGACUGGGAGUUUCCACCUCCCAGACCAGUGAACCAAGUUGUUACAACCCAGACAACCUAAUCAUUAAACUUUCAACUUCAUCUUCAUUUAUAUUUUCCAAGAGAAGUUUUGUUCCCAAAUUAAGGUGUUUCCACAAUUACUUUCGGUACUUGUGAUUGAAGGCACUGGUCUGCAGCACGUUCUGACGUGCUGGGCUUGUGGCUUUGUCUUCUGUAGAAGGCACAGUCCAUGUAAGACAAUACCAAACAUAAAUUUUGGUUAGUAAUAGUUUUCAAGUCUGUUUUUUUCCCACCUGAUAGAAGUUGCUGCAUCUUUUCCAAACAGGUUCUCUAAUGAUCUUGCUUCACCAUGGCUACAAAUAUGGCGGGGCUGGUUCAGCACAGAGUGGGGACCCGGCAGGUGGCUGAGGUACCACAUACACAGACCCUUCGGCCGGAAUCUCCAGGGAUGACCAGCCCCUCCCCACGCAUCCAGAUAAUCUCCACCGACUCUGCAGUAGCCUCACCUCAGCGCAUUCAGAUUGUGACAGACCAGCAGACGGGACAGAAGAUCCAGAUAGUCACCGCAGUGGAUGCCUCCGGGUCUUCCAAACAGCAGUUCAUCCUGACCAGCCCAGAUGGAGCUGGCACUGGGAAGGUGAUCCUGGCUUCUCCGGAGACGUCCAGUGCCAAGCAGCUCAUAUUCACCACCUCGGACAACCUCGUCCCGGGCAGGAUUCAGAUCGUCACGGAUUCUGCUUCUGUGGAGCGUUUGUUGGGGAAGGGAGACGUUCAGCGGCCCCAGGUGGUGGAGUACUGUGUGGUGUGCGGCGACAAAGCCUCUGGCCGUCACUAUGGUGCUGUCAGCUGUGAAGGCUGCAAAGGUUUCUUUAAGAGGAGCGUGAGGAAAAAUUUGACCUACAGCUGCCGGAGCAACCAAGACUGCAUCAUCAACAAACACCACCGGAACCGCUGUCAGUUCUGCCGGCUGAAAAAGUGCUUAGAGAUGGGCAUGAAAAUGGAAUCUGUACAGAGUGAACGGAAACCUUUUGAUGUGCAACGGGAGAAACCAAGCAAUUGUGCUGCUUCCACUGAGAAGAUCUAUAUCCGGAAGGAUCUAAGGAGUCCUCUAAUAGCUACUCCCACGUUUGUGGCAGAGAAAGAUGGAGCAAGACAAACAGGUCUUCUUGAUCCAGGAAUGCUUGUGAACAUCCAGCAGCCUUUGAUACGGGAGGAUGGUACUGUUCUGCUGGCCGCGGACUCCAAGGCUGAAACAAGCCAGGGAGCUUUGGGUACACUGGCAAAUGUGGUAACCUCCCUUGCCAACCUCAGUGAAUCUUUGAAUAAUGGUGACACUUCAGAAAUCCAGCCAGAGGACCAGUCUGCAAGUGAGAUUACUCGGGCAUUUGAUACCUUAGCUAAAGCACUUAACACCACAGACAGCUCCCCACCAAGCCUGGCUGAUGGGGUCGACGCCAGCGGGGGAGGGAGCAUCCACGUCAUCAGCAGAGACCAGUCCACCCCCAUCAUCGAGGUCGAGGGCCCCCUCCUCUCAGAUACGCAUGUCACAUUUAAGCUGACCAUGCCCAGCCCGAUGCCAGAGUACCUCAAUGUGCACUACAUCUGCGAGUCUGCGUCCCGCCUGCUCUUCCUCUCCAUGCACUGGGCGAGGUCCAUCCCGGCCUUCCAGGCCCUUGGACAGGACUGCAACACCAGCCUGGUGCGAGCCUGCUGGAAUGAGCUCUUCACCCUCGGCCUUGCCCAGUGUGCCCAGGUCAUGAGUCUCUCCACCAUCCUGGCCGCCAUCGUCAACCACCUGCAGAACAGCAUCCAGGAAGAUAAGCUUUCUGGGGACCGGAUCAAGCAAGUCAUGGAACACAUCUGGAAGCUGCAGGAAUUCUGCAACAGCAUGGCGAAGCUGGAUAUAGACGGCUACGAGUACGCAUACCUUAAAGCUAUAGUUCUCUUUAGCCCCGACCAUCCAGGUUUGACAGGCACAAGCCAGAUUGAAAAGUUCCAGGAAAAGGCACAGAUGGAGCUGCAGGACUACGUGCAGAAGACCUACUCAGAAGACACCUACCGACUGGCCCGGAUUCUCGUCCGCCUACCAGCACUCAGGCUCAUGAGCUCCAACAUAACAGAAGAACUGUUUUUUACUGGUCUCAUCGGCAACGUUUCAAUAGACAGCAUAAUCCCUUACAUCCUCAAGAUGGAGACGGCGGAGUAUAACGGCCAGAUCACCGGGGCCAGCCUAUAGUGCGCAUCACACCCGCUGCCCGGCGAGAGCCCGCCAGGCCCGUGCAGACACAGGGGAGUGAAGUAGGCCUGUCUUGGUAUGUGCAAAUAUUUCCAGGGUGUUCGCCUUCCUGCCUGGCUUCCUCUCACAUGUUAGUCCAAGACAAGUGACUAAGAGACUAGUAGGGUCCUUUCCGGCCACAAGAAAUGUUUUAAUGCCUUUUGAUGAACCAGAUUUUGAAACAAUCUUUUAACUCAAUUUGUAUUUAGAAAUUCUCAAAGGGCAAAAACAAAAAUGAAGUUUUAUAAUAUUAGAGACUAGUAUUAAAGCAAACUAAAGAACCUAAGAGAACAGUAUGUGUGUAAAUAUAUUUAAAAAAAUCUCCUUGGAAUUAAUAGCUACUAAUUACCAGGGUAAUAAUAUUAGCACUUUCUAAGCACUUCUUAUCAAAUUUUGUACUGUUAGCAGCAUCUUGCCAGUGGGCAGGGCAAAUGGAAAAUUCUAUGUCUUUUGCUGAAAUGCUGAUGAUUUCUGUGAAAACUUCCUAGGGGUCAGGAGACAAUCACUGCACCAGGAAGAGAAGGCCCAGUCGUGGCACUGCACUAAAUUCCCAUGAACAAAACAUAGGUGGCAGACACUGUCCCCGAGUGGGAGUGCGCUGGCAGUACCACAGUGUGGCCCAGCCAGGUGCCAGCCAGGGGGCGGGGUGCCCACUGGUCCUGGCCUGUGGGGGUCUGCGGACUCCUGUGGAACCUGGGCUUCUCUUGUGAUGGCCAUCUUACGGAAUUAGAUUGUAGCUGGUCAGACAAAGGGACGAAAGCACCUCCCAGGUCCCCCCAUGGCGCGUGGCAGCUGGACCCAGCUUUUGACCCAGAGUACAAAGUGAGCAUUGUGACCCUUGACCGCACUUCCUCCGUGCGCCCUGGGGCGGCUGCAUGCUGUCCAGCACUUGGCUUUCCACGUGGGCCCUGGGCAGCAGUCUGUCGGGCCAGUCAGACUGGCAUCUGGAUGGACCUCUGUUCACGUCUAGUGCAGCUGCUGUUGGCAGGACAGGCUCUCUUGGUUGUAAAUAUUCGGGUUUUCAGUGUCUGCAGACUCGCCAUCUCUACUGGCUGGCGGAGAGUGUCCUGGCAUGCUGUGCACUUUGCUUCUCCAGGUGUGUGCCACACCAACAAAGCACCCCAUAGUAUGCAGUUCAUGCCUAUAACCCCCCACAUUCUGGAGCCCGAGGCAGGACUGGGAAAUCCAAGGACAGCCUGGGCAACUUAGUGAGACCGCGUCUCACCUAAGAGCAGGGCAGCCCUGGGGUGUCGCUCAGCGGCACAUGUGUGGCCUUAGGCUCCACCCCCAUGAGUGGGGGAGAGAGGAAGCACUCAUUCCCGGGGGAUUCUUUCCCUUGUAAAUUAUAGCCACUGGAGUUUACAAAAUACCACAAUUUGGUUGUAAGGAAGUUAUGUGUAGGAUAUGUCAACAGCAAGGCUGCCUGUGAGAAGUAGGGCAGAUGCUGGAGACGGGGCAAGGCGCUUUGUAUUGCUUCCUGUUGAGGCAAGAUCAAGAACACCUGGCACAAGGUUGUUCGCGUCUGCUGAAUCCAGCUGGACGAUCUUGGGGCCCUCGGGGCGCCCCUGCCCGGCAGGCAGCCCUUCCUGCCCGCACUUACCCGUGCGUGCGCGGUGCAGGCUGUGGCUCACCGCUCACGCGAGCACAGCAACGACUGCAAAGUGACGGAAAGGAUUUAAUUUCCCAGUUCACCUUUCACUUUUCUAACCAUACCAUGCCAUGAACUUCGAAAUUAAGACAAAAAGCAUAUCCAGAACAGUGUGUUAGUGCAAGUCUCUUCAUCCCUGCUCGUGAAGGACUUGAUAGGUGGAAGGCAUCUUGAAUCAUUUAUACAUUUUAUAGUUGCCUGCUUUUCAUUUUUCCAAUUUUGGGGUACGAACAAGUCAACCCUCAUUGCUGUGGCAGGGCUCGGUGUCCUGUGCCACAGUGUGUUGAAGUAGUGAGCUUUGGUGAGGCACCAACAGGAAAAAGGCUCCAUUGGCUCAGUUGAUUUCUAUCCUAGUCCGGCUUCAGUCCCUUGGCCGGUCAUGGCCUGCUCUACAGCCCGAUGAAAGGUCUGCUCUCCCAGCUCUUGUCGGCCUUACUUUCAAGUGGCCUUUCCUUGAAGGAUCACGUGCAUAUUACCCACUUCUUGCUGCUGGGGGUCAUGUCUAGGCUUCGAGCGAAGGUCCAUUCCAUCUCUUGUGAGAACAGUUUAGGCCAAAGCCAAGAAUAGUUUCAAGAACUCUCAACCCUCUUUGGGCUCAGCCCUCAUAGGCCUUUCUCCUUGGUUGCAGCUUGUGAAACUGUGGUCUGAUGAGCUGAGGCUAGUCCCUCCUGCCCAGCUCCCGAGCGGCUUUGCCUUGGGGCCUGGCUGCUCCUGGUAGUGAAGGGACAUGGCUGACGCGGGACAGACACUUCCUAGGCAAGUGUGCUCUCGUCUAGACCUACCCCAGUCCUGCUGGGUUAGGACAGCUCUGUGUGGAAAGCGUGCUUGUUGUAAAGAGGGCAGAUGUACUAAAGACCAAAUGACCUAGGUUUAUAAAGAUGCCACCAUCUUCCCAAUUUGAAGUUUGUUGUGUAUUGGAGGAGUUGCCUGUGGCUGGCAGCGCCUUUACUGUUGUGGUUUGAAUACGGAAGUCCAGGUAUGCCCGUGUGCUGUUCGCUCUAGGAAUGCUUUCUAGCUUGUCAGGACACCAGCCAGGGUGGCAACACCAGUCGCUUUGGCUCCCAGGUGGGGCUGCAGAUUCCAGAGGUCACUCACUUUGGCAGUUGGGGGGACACCCAUGACAGUCUGAGAAUGAAGGGCUCACUGUAGCCUGCUUUUCCUGUGCGGGCAUUUCCUGUAGGCCAUCCUACAUGCGGGUCCCUUCAGCACCCCAGCUGCCCAUGCAGCUCUGGACAUGCCUUCUGGAGGGUGCGCGUGCUGCUUGCUGACUGCCCACUAUCGGUUCUUGGGUGCAGUGGAGGAGUGGCACUGAGACGCCCCCAAGUCGAGGCCAUCUGCUGCCACCCACUGUUCGGGAAAAGGAAGGAAGGAAGCAGGCGCGCACCUGGCUAAGGCACUCCACUGCCGGGGAGGCCCCGGCGCCCCCUCUCCCCAGCCUCUAGUCUGUUAUGUGAGCUUCAAAAAUGUCUUCACGUUGACAUGUUCGUUUUUUUUUGUUUUUUUUUUUUAAAAGACAACCUCUUCAUGAGAGAGAGGGUGGGGUCGGGUCUCUUGUACACAGGUUCUGGGCCUUCUUGUUAUGUGCCUCCUGCCAGUGUGCACUUCGCGUGCACAGACCUGGUCCCUAAAGCGGCAUUGCGCAUGUCCAGAGUUCCAGGCUGGAUGACUGAAUGAAUGUACAUGUGUUUAUAUCUUCUGUACAGUGUAUAUAGUAUGUAUAUAGGUGUAUAUUACAUAUACAGACAUGUAGCCACGUAUCCAAAUUUCAAUUAUGUUUAUGGGUAGCUACAAAAGCGGAUGUUCUGAGGUCCCCACAGGGGACACCAGCACAUCCAGCAGUCAGCAGAUCCUCUGGACAAGGAAGCUCUGAUAGGACGACAGUUCUGUUCUCCUGGCUCACCAGGCAAGAAAGCUGGAAGGGAGCCAGUUAAUCCUAAUUCAAUGCAUUUCAUGCAUCCGUUUAAGGUGUAGCGCUGUCCGCCUUCUCCAGUGCUGUGAACUGUUUGCAGGGUCUGGAGAUCCACAGCAGUUCCCAGCUGUCUCCAUGCUCACUCUGCUUAGUCAGCAAGACUGCGUUGUCUUGUGACCAGACUUCCCAGCUAACACCGGUAAAAAGAGGCAGCCUUCCCGCAGUCAAGCACGAGUGCCCGGGCUAACCUUUGUGGCAUAAAAGCUGCAGUUCUUAAAGUGCUUCUUUCUGAAAGUAUGUAAAUGAAAUCCACUAAACUAAAUUAGGGUUUAAAAUUUUUAGAUAAAAAUUACAUUUGAACACGGAUAUGCCCUUAAAACUACAGGUGCCAAAAAUUUCCUCAUCUACCAGGUGUAAAUCCCCACGGUAGGGGUUUAGGCUGACAGGGCUGAGACACGGGAGCCAGGGCCUGGCCUGCUGAGAGCCCUGCGGAACUUAACAUCACGUGCGGGCCGCUUUCUUUCUGAAACAAGCCCAGGCGUCAGGGCCUGCCUUCCGCGGCACGGGGCACUCAGCCGUCAGCCUUGCUUCUGCUCUACCCCUGGCCUUACUUCCAUGUGGUUGUCAGCAUACCUGUGACAAGCACACCACUGAAAGUGGCUCUCCAGUUAAAGAUCAACAGUCUCAUGCAUGGACGUUUCUUUUGAGAUAUUUUUCUUAGAAUAAUAACCGAAGAAUAAUUCAACCACAAGCUUAAAAUAUAAUUUGGGGGAAACAGAAAUGUCAGAUAUUUUUGGCUGGAUGUGUGCCUGUCAUCUUAGUUGUGGCAGGAAAGAUAAAUCUGAGGGUCACGGUCCAGACCAGACCAAAAAAGCAAGACCUUA